UAGGCAUUUGUUCUAUGUUGAGGUUUCAUUUCGGUGUCAGGGUAUUUUUAAAAGACUUGGGAUUGACACCGGAAAUUAGGACCAGUUUUGGGAGUAAUGGCUGCCAUGGUAUAAAUUGUUGAGAAUGGACGAAUCUUCAAGUCAAAACCAGAUAGGGGGAGGAAUUCCCUCUUCGAGUGCUACCAAUAGACAGAACUUGGAUGAAGCCACACCGAGAGUUCAAUAUUCUAUUCCCGGCAUUCUGCAUUUCAUUCAACAUGAAUGGGCAAGAUUCGAAAUGGAAAGGUCCCAGUGGGAGUUGGAAAAAGCCGAAUUACAGGCCAAAAUAGCAUUUCUAAAUGGGGAAAGAACUGGGCAAGAAAAUCUCAAGAAUGAUUUGGUACGGAGGAUAAAGAUGCUGGAAUAUGCACUCAAACAAGAGAGAGCAAAGUAUCACAAAUUAAAGUUUGGCAGUGACCUGGUACAAGGAAGUGGUGAACCGCCACCAGGCCUGCUAGAUGAUUUAGGAGACGAUGCAGGCAGGCUCGAUGGCGGCAUUGGUGACACAUCUGCUUCCAUACUCUCCUGUACAGCUUCCAAUGCUUCUUGGAAACAGUCAAGACAGCUCCUUAGGCAAUAUUUACAAGAAAUUGGUUACACCGACACAAUUAUUGACAUCCGGAGCAAUCGAGUCAGGUCACUCCUGGGUAUCAGUGGGGGUGAAGGAAGUGGUGAGGAGGGCACUGGUGGUGGAGGGACUGCACCAACCAUCAAUGGUGGUAGUGAACUCACAGCGGCCAAGAGACCGGCUGACCAAACCCCAUUGAGGUGGACACAACCAAAGAAGAGUAUGACCUCCCUGGAGGCACAGAUCAAAGAUGCCGAGAAAGCUGUUCUGGAAAAUUUUGACUUUCUCGCUUCAGAAGCGGACAUGGAGGUGGAUGACGACGAUGACGACGAUGACCAAGAAGAAGAGGACGAGAUGAACAGGAUGAAGGGGGCGCAGAACUUGGAUGGGGACGAGGAGGGAGACGCCGUGGACUCGCUAGACCAGGACUUCAGGUACCUCAGCGGGUCUGCAGACCUCGAGGACGGCAGCGCUGCAGCUGCUGCAGGCUUUGGUUCGCGCGGUGUGUUUGUUGGAGGAGGUGGAGGGCCGGUGGGCGGGGAGGAGGACGCACUGGAGGGGCUGGGCGAGCUGGCGCAGCUCACUGUCACCAAUGAAGCUGACACGGCUUACGAUAUAUCGUCUAGUAAAGAAACGUACCGCAAGACCUGGUCGGCAAAGUACACACUUCGGUCACACUUCGACGGCGUCAGAGCUUUGUGCUUCCACCCAAGCGAGCAGGCCCUCAUCACCGCUUCUGAAGAUGCUACUCUCAAACUAUGGAACUUACAGAAAACUGUUCCUGCCAAAAAAUCGUUGUCGCUGGACGUGGAACCAGUGUACACGUUCAGGGGUCAUAUGGGACCCGUGCUCUGUCUGGCCAUCACGGGCGAUGGUGAGAAGUGCUUCUCUGCUGGACUAGAUGGAGACAUCAGAAUUUGGAACGUUCCUUCCAUUAAUGUUGACCCUUAUGAUUCUUAUGAAUCAAGUGUAGAGCUGGGUAGUCUGUCCGGCCACCUGGACGCGGUGUGGGGCCUGUGUUGCCAUCCCCACAGGCCGCAGCUGCUCUCCUGCAGCAGCGACAACACCGUACGCCUCUGGUCACCCCAACCAUUACGAGCACCGUUGCUUUCUACCUAUCAUCUCCUUAAAGAUGGUGUACCGACAAGUGUGGACUUUGUAUACGAAUCCAGUAAUCAAUUCGUGACUAGUUUCGACACCGCAAACUGCGUUAUUUAUGACCUAGAAACUGGCAAGCCCGUCACGCGCCUCGACACUGACUCUGCUGAUAGCUCGAAUACCGGCAGCAACCUAACGCGACAAAUAAAUAAGGUGGUGAGUCACCCGACGCUACCCUUGACGAUCACCGCACACGAGGACCGGCACAUUAGGUUCUGGGAUAACCACACUGGGCAGCUUGUGCAGUCUAUGGUGGCUCAUCUAGACUCCGUCACAUCCCUUGCCACUGACGCUAACGGCUUAUAUCUUCUUUCUGGCAGUCACGACUGCAGCAUCCGACUGUGGCAGCUCGACAGCAAACAAUGUGUUCAGGAAAUUACUGCUCAUAGGAAAAAAUUCGAUGAGAGCAUUUUUGAUGUGGCCUUUCAUCCCACUAAAGCCUUCAUUGCUAGUGCAGGAGCCGAUGCUCUUGCUAAGGUUUUUGUGUAAAUCUUAUAUUUAUUCCUUAAGUAUUUAAAUAAUUAGGCAUAUGUUCCAGCUGUUUCUUCAUUCUGAUCGUCUGGCGUGGCCACUACGUACGUUGUUUAACCUUCCUCCCUAAGCCCAAGCGUUUACUCACACCCAUAGGACCGGCCAGUUAUGGCGGAGUUCUUGAGGCUCAUUGAAAUUUGUACAACGAGAGAGAAUCGUUGGUACUUUGCUUAGUGCUUUUUGUGCUACUAACCUCACCACUACUAUUUUAACUCGUUGAUACUUCUUAAUUUUCCAAAAAUUCAUCGUUAUUAUCGUUCACAUGUGUAUUAUUCUGGAGCUUUAGGUGGUACAUAAGUAAUGAGUGGUGGCAUUAGUAUUGAGUCAGGGAACGCAAAUUAAUUCUCAAUUCACUAUUUUAUAUUUUAUUAGGUGUAUUGUUACGGGCUUAUUUGCUGGUGCCAUUCCAUUUCAAGCCUCGUUGUUCGCUCUUGCGCGACACUGCUCUAGGAACUCCGCUGACCGCUGUGUUCUGAAGACCCAAUCUAGCUUAGUGAUCCCUUGAGGAUCGUCGGUAAAUACGGUGUGUGCGACACUGGAUUGUGUGUACAGUGUACAUAUGCUGGGUGUAGCGAUGAGUGUGUGAACGUCUAAUCCUGUUUCCUUUUAAGUUACACUUUCCUUUAUGUCGCUCGUAUAAAGUAUCUCGAAAUUCAUUGCGCUGAUUUAUUACAUUGCUUAGAAUGUGAUGAAGUGGAAUAUUUUUAUAGCGUUAUGCUUAAAUACAAUUGAAAAUUCGGUAAUGAUGAGGCAGAAGUCACCAUUUUACUUUUUUUUUUGUUCUUCCUUGUUUGCUCGGCGUGACUUCCGAUUACAACGUUAUGCUUGCACCAACAAUUCUUCCUCUUGUCGACUAGGCCGUCAAAACGUGUGUAAACGUAUUAACUUUGGUUACUAAUACUCUUAUGACUCGCAAGAAAGUUAUAUUUUAAUCGUUAAGGAUAGUAAUGUAUUAUCGCGCAAGCGCAUCACUCCGAAGCACCCAAUGUAUCUGCAUUCGUGUCAAGUUAUGCCUCCUUUAUAUCUCUAGAAAUAUUCAGGAACUAUAUGAUGAAUCGGGUUAUUAGUUUUUAAAAUUGGGGAAUAUAAGUACCUUAAUAUCUGUUCUUAAUACUCCGUUGUUACCUGUCAUCGGUCUCUCAAUAAUAUAUUUAACAUCUACUUUUUCUUUUCUCACAUUUGUCUGGUCAAUGACUUGUUUACGCAAUGUUAUUUCUGGCCAUAAGCCUCCGAUACAAUUGGUAUGGUUAAUGCUUGUAGUAACUCUUAUAACAUGUUAGUUCGAUCCGAAUUUAUCAUUCCACUGUUUUCUGCGUGUCACUUUCGCAAAGAAAUAGCUAGAACUCGUAGCGAAAUACCGUUCAUGCAAAAAAAAAGAAAUAUUUCUUGUCCCUGUCAGCAUCCCUCAAAAUAAUUGAUGAAAACUAAUAAUAUGAGCUAUAAGUUCAUGAAUCGUCAGAUUAUGAAUCUGGUUAGUAGGGUGUUUUUUAGUGUCCGUUCUAAAUGACAUGCGCGUAGAUAUUCUGUUUGGUCCUCGGUUGUUUUUUAGUAGUCCGUAAUCUGCCUCGAUAAUUCGUACGAUUUCUUUUAAAAUGUAUUACGUAGUUAGUAGUGAAGAUUAAAACUAAAUUUGUUCAUAGUUACUGCAGCUUAGCUUUGGUCACGGGGACAGUAGUGGCGGCCAAUACAACAUUCAAAUGCUAACCGCCAAUAUUUUCAGUGUUAUUGAUCUCGUGUAUAGUAGCUAUUGGCUACGGAGGACACAGGAACCCUUGACACAAGACCAGUAGCAUGAAAAAUUAGUUGAGAAUAGAAAGUUCUACAGGCCGCCACUCCGGUUCUAUUCUACAAGCAUCUUGAGCUCCGGCAUACACUAGUCAGCUAAAUGCUGAAACGCCCGCAGCUGUUUGUGUGUAGGAAUCCUACUCGUCUUCCGCCGUUAUUUCAUUGCUAGUCGCUGUGUCAACAAAGGUUUGAAAUUGUUGAGUAGGUAUUAAGUUUUUCUGGCCGCUUGGAGGUAUACUUGAAAUGAAAUCCAUUAUCGUUUGUGCUUUUUACAGAUAAAUUUCUAGACGUUUAUUAAUCUGGCUUAUCGAAAAUUUAAGUUAGAAGUAGCCGCAUUAUUACUGCCAGACGUUGAAAUAUCGUGAAUGUAUUAGAAUUAAUGAGUUUGCGUGCACUUAAAAAAAAAUCUGAGUGCAAGCCGUGAUGUUCGUACUACAUCUGAAUCGAGAAAUCAGUAAACUCGCUUUUUCAUUCAAAUUUCAAAGUCAAUUUAUAGGUUCGCAAUUUUUUAUACUUUUAAUCGAGUUUUGUUGGUGUAACUCAUAUAUAGUGAACUCUUUAUCUUCUGGUAUACGGUUUGAUUCGUCUUACUCGCUUCCACAUAUUAAGUGACCUGUAUAGAAAUGUACUUAUUUUUAACUGGUAUAUGACCGUUACACGAAUACCACCGUUUUAUUUAUCUGUUGAGCUUCUGAACAAGGAUGUGUUCGCUGCGGCUGCUUGUGGCUUGAAUUUUAUUACGUCAAUGGAUUUCGAUAAUAUUUCAGUGGAUUCGCUCAUUUUAUAAUGACGCAUGUACCUACAGUACCUUAGAUAAGCUUCAUACCAAAAUCUACUCAUAGACCACAGGUUAUAAUCUCGGAAAUGCGAUGUGGUUGUGAGUUGUGAAUGAGAAGGUAGACGAUUUGUGCAUAGCUGCUGAUAGUGGUGAUCUGUCUUGAUAGCAAUAGCAACGGGAGUGAAUUAGUGUACGCUACUUAGCGUCGAAAGCCUGACACGUAUUGUAAGCAUAUUGCUGUAGUGGCUUAGCUUAUCUCAAUGUAUAUUUGAUGUGCUUUGGUCGUUAGAAGCAACCGUACUCGUGAUACUAACUUAUUAAAAGUAUCCUACCCUUUAUCAUUUUCAUCUGUAGAAAUGUACAGUAUCAAUUUAGAAUGUGUUACCCAGUCCGUUUAUGACCAGUAAUGUAGUUUUGAACCUGUUUUUCUUACAACGUGCUUCUUGACCAUGUCGGCGUACCAUUGUAAUAAUUUGAGCUGCUGUAUGAAUGGAAGCUUGAACUGCUGUCGUAAUGGUCUCUUAACUACGUUUUAAAUUUUUAAAAACCAUUAUAAUUGAGGCAUCUUAGAAAUUACCGAUUUCAUUAGUGAGACCCAACAGUUUCCCUGUCGAAGAUCGCACUUCACAUGGUUUGAACCUCGCGGCCCUCAACAUGGCGAUUUCGUCGUGAGAAUUCGUAACGAGAAGUUGCUCUGCAGUGAGAAGUGGAGCAUAUAGUACCGAAUGAUGCCUCAUCAUCCUACGUUCAGUAUCGUCACAAUACUUGAUCGAACAGUUGAGGAAUACGUAAGUGACGGAUAUUGGAAGGCACCAAUUUACCCAACACCACUAGGAAGUCUUACCUUUUAAUUACCUUUAAAUUUGGCUUCAACUGGUCGUAAUUCUUAUAAUUGAAAGUUGCCGUAGACGAUUGUAAAGCAGCUUUUUUACCCUGAUCACUGAAUGUAUUUGUAAAUGUGCAAUCUUUCAACUGUACCUAUGUGAUAAGAUAAAUAAAAUACUAGAACUUUU
Molecule: messenger RNA, 5872 nt
Organism: Hyalella azteca
Lineage: Eukaryota; Metazoa; Arthropoda; Malacostraca; Amphipoda; Hyalellidae
Product: striatin-3
Exons: 15
Coding region: 125-2254 (709 amino acids)
Molecular function (GO): protein binding
Source: RefSeq, a predicted model, not a curated record